Pneumocystis carinii B80 is the source of this 273-nucleotide messenger RNA. RefSeq lists its product as hypothetical. NCBI's taxonomy places the organism in Eukaryota, Fungi, Ascomycota, Pneumocystomycetes, Pneumocystales, Pneumocystaceae. The transcript has 3 exons. Bases 1 to 273 code for a protein of 90 amino acids. The record is from RefSeq and is a predicted model, not a curated record.
AUGAGCAGUAAAACUAGAUACAAUGGUUUAUUUCAUCGAGAAAAUAGAUCUAGUUUGAGUAAAACAAAGUAUUCACAAAUUGAUCAAGAUAUAUAUCAUUCUUAUUUUGAUCAACAAUAUGAUAGUAAUAGUUUUGGGUUUUCUGGAAAUCAAAAUGAAUAUGAUAUUGAUCAUUUAAGUUCAAAAAUUAAAACUCUUAAAGAUAUAACAAUUUCUAUAGGUGAUGAAAUUCGCGAAUCAUCUGUAUUUUUGUCUUCAAUGGUAAAAAAGUAA